AUGCGUUGGGAAUUUAAAGUAAAUAAUCCAUACGAAAGUCGACGAGCGGAAGGUGAACGUAUUCGUCGUGAAUAUCCAGAUCGUUGUGCAGUCAUUGUUGAACGUGCACCUAAUUCACGUAUUGCAGAUCUUCCAUCAAAAAAAUAUUUAGUACCGAAUGAUCUUACAGUUGGUCAAUUUUAUUUUUUAAUUCGUAAACGAAUACAACUUCGACCUGAAGAUGCACUUUUUUUCUUUGUUAAUAAUACAAUUCCAAGUACAUCAAUGACGAUGGGAGAACUUUAUCAACUACAUGCGGAUGAAGAUAAAUUUUUAUAUGUGGCUUAUAGCGAUGAAUCAGUUUAUGGUUAA
This is a messenger RNA of Rotaria sp. Silwood2, 351 nucleotides long. Lineage: Eukaryota; Metazoa; Rotifera; Eurotatoria; Philodinida; Philodinidae. The record is from the annotation of a GenBank genome assembly.